UUCGUUGUCACCAUCAUCAAAAUUCACACACACACCCCUCCCCCUAGAAAAUAUUUAGACGAGAGAGAGGGGGAGAGAGAGGGAGAGAGAGGUUAUGGAGAAUCAUCAGGAGGUGGAGGGAGAGGAGGAAGGGGACGAGGUGAGGCCCAUGGCGGAGGAGGAGGGGGCGGUGGGGUCCAGCUUGACCAUGGAGAGGGUGGCUGCGGCCAAGCAGUUCAUCGAGAGCCAUUACAAAGCGCAGAUGAAGCACAUCCAAGAACGCAAGGAGAGGCGCUCAGUGCUGGAAAGGAAGUUGGCAUCUUCAGAUGUAUCACAGGAGGAACAAAUCAAUCUACUGAAGGAUUUGGAGCGCAAAGAGACUGAAUAUAUGCGUCUUAAAAGACACAAGAUUUGUGUUGAUGACUUUGACCUUCUGACAAUUAUUGGGAGAGGGGCCUUUGGAGAGGUUAGAUUGUGUCGGGAGAAGAAAUCAGGCAACAUUUAUGCCAUGAAAAAGCUGAAGAAGUCAGAAAUGGUCAGCAGGGGACAGGUUGAACAUGUUAGAGCUGAAAGAAACUUGCUUGCGGAAGUUGCCAGUCAUUUCAUUGUGAAACUCUAUUAUUCCUUUCAAGAUGCUGAAUACUUGUAUCUAAUCAUGGAAUAUCUUCCUGGUGGUGACAUGAUGACUUUGCUCAUAAGGGAAGAAACUUUGACCGAAACUGUUGCUAGAUUCUAUAUUGCUCAAAGUGUUCUAGCCAUAGAGUCUAUCCAUAAACACAACUACAUCCACAGAGAUAUAAAACCUGACAACCUCCUGUUGGAUAAAAAUGGUCACAUGAAGCUCUCUGAUUUUGGCCUUUGCAAGCCUCUUGACUGCUCUCAUUUAUCAUCCAUAAAUGAAAAUGAAGUCCUGGAUGAUGAGAAUUUGAAUGAUACAAUGGAUAUUGAUGGAUGCUUUCCAGAUAGUAAAACUGGGAGGCGUUGGAAAAGCCCCCUUGAACAACUUCAGCAUUGGCAGAUGAACAGGAGGAAAUUGGCAUAUUCAACAGUUGGUACGCCAGAUUAUAUUGCUCCUGAAGUACUGCUAAAAAAAGGCUAUGGUGUGGAGUGUGACUGGUGGUCACUUGGUGCAAUAAUGUAUGAGAUGCUCGUUGGCUAUCCCCCAUUUUAUUCUGAUGACCCAGUAACAGCUUGCAGAAAGAUUGUGCAUUGGAAACAUCAUUUAAAGUUUCCAGAGGAGGCUAGAUUGACACCUGAAGCAAAGGAUUUGAUCUGUAGAUUGCUAUGUGAUGCUGAACAUAGGCUUAGCACUGGAGGGCUGAACCAAAUUAAAAGUCAUCCCUGGUUCAAAGAUGUUGUGUGGGACAAACUCUAUGAAAUGGAGGCAGCAUUUAAGCCAGAGGUCAAUGGGGAACUUGAUACACAAAAUUUUAUGAAAUUUGACGAGGUAGAUCCUCCUUCACAAGCAAGAACCGGAUCUGGACUCAUGAGGAAGAUGCUUUUGACUCCUAAAGAUCUCAGUUUUGUUGGCUAUACGUACAAGAAUUUUGACGCUGUCAAAGGGUUGCAUAAUUCUGGUGGUUUAAGGAGCACGUCCCCAAUUAUAUCAUCCCCCGGUUCUUUCCACAGUGAUUCUGCAGUGGAUUACUCUGCCAAUGACAGAGAAACAGAGAUGCUCGUGUCAUCCGAGGAUGCCAUGUCACAGUGAAGAGCUACCGACAUGAAAAUGGACAAGAGCCCUGUUAUGAAGGUGGGUAUACCUGCUUAUUUUUCAGUCAGGUUUUGCCCAAAUCUCCAUUAUGAACGAAGUUAACUGGCAUAAUAUUGCCGAACUUGUAAGUGUACAGUGAAGAACUUCAGGAAUGCCCUCAGAUGGGUUGGUUAGUAGCAAUAGUAUUAGUUGCUAUACUUCAAAGUUUUUUUGUAUCGAGCAGGAAUCAUUAUCAUGGUGAGGUCCUGACUGCCCAGGUUGGCAAACUAAAUAUGCCUUCUCUUGAGGCAGUCGCUGGCCUUCUACUCUUUCUUUUUCUUCUUCUUUUUCCUGGGUUCUGUUAUGUCUUCAUGAUAUUCUAGAAAGCUGCGUAAUGCUUUAUGGCUGUAUUGAAGAUAAAUCUUCUGAUAACUGUUAUUGUAUUGAGUAUGGACAGCCUAGGGCUUUGGGGAGCAUAUGAAAUUAAGUUGUUAUC
Messenger RNA from Juglans regia (Persian walnut), 2165 nucleotides. Its product is annotated as serine/threonine-protein kinase tricorner-like. Gene Ontology annotation, molecular function: ATP binding; protein serine/threonine kinase activity. The coding region runs from base 95 to 1687 and encodes 530 amino acids. NCBI's taxonomy places the organism in Eukaryota, Viridiplantae, Streptophyta, Magnoliopsida, Fagales, Juglandaceae. The record is from RefSeq and is a predicted model, not a curated record. Gene Ontology annotation, biological process: intracellular signal transduction; peptidyl-serine phosphorylation. The transcript is spliced from 13 exons.